AAUCGACGAGAUCAAGGAGAUAUGCGACCAGCAGCAGCAGCAGCAAGACCAGGACCAGGACCAGGACCAGAGUCAAAUCCAACAGCAGCAGCAGAAUAAGCGGAUAUUCGAUACAACAAGAACCAGGACCAGGACCAGGUCCAGGACCAGACUGGAUCUGAUCCAUGGCUGACGAAGAUACACAGUACCAGCGGCCAGCAUCCGUCGCCCAUCAGCUGUCGCUCGCCUCACAAUGGGUUUUGUACGAGACAUUCACGUGCUACGCGCCCCUAGUAACGUUAGUAUACUGGUGCCUCCUGUAUCCGACACAAGGCGGGCUUGAUGGGGUCCUGGACACAUGGAUGGGCGUCAGCAUGCAUGCGAUAAACUUUCUUUUAAUGUCGCUCGAAGUAAUGGUGUUUGCGCGGUGCCGAUACCGGUGGACGCACUUUGGCAUGGUGGUUCUGUGCUUGGUGCUGUACUUGGCUUUGGUGUAUUUUAUGGUCGUUUUUUGGGGGUAUGUUGCUGUGGUGUGCUUGUUGGUGGUUGUUGUUGUGGCGAUCAUUUGGGUUAUUAUGCUGAUGGUGCACCGGUGGAGGGAUAUGGCGUAUCCGCGGUGGCUGUCUCGUCGUCCGGUCUGCAUUUGCAUUCUAGAACCCGAAUAAUUAUUAUUUUGUAUAUAUUUUGUAUUUCAAUU
Kickxella alabastrina is the source of this 676-nucleotide messenger RNA. RefSeq lists its product as uncharacterized. Gene Ontology annotation, cellular component: membrane. The transcript has 2 exons. NCBI's taxonomy places the organism in Eukaryota, Fungi, Kickxellomycota, Kickxellomycetes, Kickxellales, Kickxellaceae. The record is from RefSeq and is a predicted model, not a curated record. The coding region runs from base 165 to 644 and encodes 159 amino acids.